CGUCGCCGUCGCCGUCGCCAUCGCCGUCGCCGUCGCCGUCGCCGUCGUCGUCGUCGCCGUCGUCGUCGUCGUCGUCGUGCUGGCUUCUCGGCGUCGCGGUUCUGGCGCCGACGUUCGGCGCUCCGCUCGGGCGCCUUCCUUCCCGCGGCGAUACUUCUUGAAGACUCACUUGCACGACCAGGACCUCGGCUCGAGCGCGCCUUCCGUUUCAUCAUGCUGGGCAUGGACAAGAUAGCGAUGCACGAGAAGUUCAUUUUUAUAUAUUGUUUCCUCGGUGUGGACUGGUCACACCCCGAGCUGGCCUCGCGGCUGCGUCACGCCUACGACAUCCUGCCAAACAAGUACUCGAAGAACCUUCGCAGGCUCUACGUGCUCCACGCCACGCAGGGGCUCCGGGUGACGAUGUGGACGUUCUGGGCCUGGCUGACAAAGCGCACGUGGGAGAAGAUCGAGUACGUGGGGUCGCUUGCGGCCCUCUGCGAGCUCGUGCAGCCGGGGGA
Messenger RNA from Prorocentrum cordatum, 500 nucleotides. Lineage: Eukaryota; Dinophyceae; Prorocentrales; Prorocentraceae. The record is from the annotation of a GenBank genome assembly.